AUGAACAAAGUAAGUUACUUUUUAACAAUCCUUGCGCUCCUCUGGAGCAAGGUAAUCCUUUUUGCAAAACAUCUGGUUAAAUUUGACCCUGUCAGAAAAGAUGAAGACGAAUUAUACAUAGACACACAGUACAACUGCGAAUACAGCGGUUUCAUUGAUUUAGAUAAAGACUUUUUUUUAUAUUAUUGUUUUUUUAUUGGAGAAGAAGAUCAUAAUGGGUUAAUAUUAAGAAAAUUUUUCCUUGAUGAAUUAGAAUGGGGAGUACCAUCUGAAGUUCUGCUUACAACAGAAAAAAUAAAUUAUUUUACAUUUAUAGAUGACUAUAUAAUGAACAAGUUAAUAUUAAUAUAUAGUUGCGACCAGAAUAUUAGAGUGACUGCAUUCAAUAACUAUAUUGACCCAUCUAUUCAUACAUAUAAGAUUAGCAUAAACUACGAUAUUCAAUAUAAAGCAAAUAUAAUUAGUAAGGUUACUUACUUUUAUAAAAACAGGAGAGCAUUAUUUAUUUGUGGAAUAAAUAAAAAUGAAAACAUUCUUUGUACCUUCUCUUUUGACUAUGGUUUAACAAUGAAAGAUGACAAUUCUAUUGAGUUCAUUUUAAAAAAAAGAAUUCCUUUAUGUCGUUAUAAGAUGUAUAUUAAAUUUAAGCAGGAUUCUGUUUAUUUUAACUUAUAUGAUGAAACUAAUGAAAGCAAUUUCUACGAGUUAAAGUGCAUUAAAGUUAACGAGCAUGAAUAUACUUGUGAUAUAGUAAAUAAAGUAAUAAAGGAAACUGAAACUACUAAGUAUAAAUACGUCUUUCGCAAUAAAAUAUUUCAAACGAUAGCUUUUCAAAAAGACAAUAUAUGUUACAUCGGAUGGUCCUUUAACUCUCUUGCUCUCAAUAACGAAAUAAACAAACAACUUUCAGAUGUACCCUGCUCAAGAGUAUCCUUAUUUCAGAGGGGUCAAAUGCUCCUAGUCACUUACAGGAAAAAGUACAACGAAAAAGACAAGGAUUUCUACUCCGUAUUUGAGAAUCUGAGCAUGAAGGGUACAGGGUGCGAGUUUAGGACCGGAGGGAGUCUGUACGUGAUGAAUACAUUUGUCAAUAACAUGUGCACAGUAAAUAUGAGUAAUAUUGAUGUAAAUCCUACAAAUAACGAAGAAGUGAGUUUCAGUAUUGUAACUCCAAGUAGAUUUAAAAUAGGAGAGGGGUGCUUCAUAUCAAAUGAAAUGUAUGAAAAUGACAAAACAUCUCUUUAUUACUUAGAGGAAGAAAAUGUAGAGGAAGAACAAGUAACCAUUUAUACUUUUUUUUUCUAUAGAUAUAUUUUAACAUAUGCUAAUUUUAAAGGUACUACUUGUGUAUUUGAAAGUGGGAAUAAUAAAGAAAAAUUAAAUAUAUCUUUAACAUUGGAAAAUUAUUAUAGAGAAUAUGAAUGUAAUAUUUCAUUAGACUUAUGCGACUUCUUUAUUUAUAAUAAAAGUAAAAUAAGAAUAUAUUUUAAUGAAAAUUGGAUAAUUGAUAAAGAGAUAUUAAAAUCUAAUAUACUUUAUAAUGAUAUUUAUGUAUCAUUAUAUUCUAUUCUUAGUCAAUCUAAUAUUAAUGAAUUUCUUCAAGUAGACGAUAAACAUUUAGUUUUAACAAUACCACAAAAUAUACCGAGUAGUAGAACAAUAAAAAUUGGAUUUACAAGAGUAGAGGAUAAUACUAUAAAAUAUGCCUAUAUACGAUUACAACGAAUAAUCACUCCUGUAAAGAAAGUGCUUGGAAUAAAUUUCUCUGACUUUUUCGACAUACAUUAUAAAUAUUAUAAAUAUUAUCAGGAGAAAACAAAAUUUUUAAUAAACGAAUUUGUUGAAACUACAUAUAUUGGUAUGAUAUGUCAAACAGAACAUGAGGUUACAUCUACUCCUUGUACUUUAACCUUAGUAGAUUCAUCAAAUAAAAAAAUUCAAAUACAUAAAAUUUUUCCAAAAUCGGUUCCAUUCUUAUAUUAUUAUUUAAACAAAAAAUUACCACAAAGUGAUAGUUAUAUUAAUGAAACUCGUUUUGUUGUAUUCAAAAAUAUUGGUAAUCUCUUAGAGGAAAAACAAAUAAAAUACAUCUAUUUUAGAUGCAUAUGUAAUACAAAAAAUUUUAAAAUAGAUACUACUAAUCAAAUUGAUUAUAUUAUUACUAAUGAUAAAGUUUCCCCAGACAUUAUUGAAUCCCAUGAUGUUAUUGAAUCUUCUAAUAAUUUAUUGUCUGAUGAUUCCAACAAUUUUAAAAAUUCCACAAACAAAGAACAGUCUGAGCCUAUCAAAACGAAAAAAGAAUUAUGGGAAUUAACAGGUAAGAAUUAUAAGGAUUUUAACAAAAAUCACUCCACAAGUGUAAUGCUAGACGUGUUUCUGCUCAUUGUCCUUUUGACCAUAAUACACUACGUCCCUCCCUUUGGGUAA
Molecule: messenger RNA, 2427 nt
Organism: Plasmodium malariae
Lineage: Eukaryota; Apicomplexa; Aconoidasida; Haemosporida; Plasmodiidae
Product: 6-cysteine protein, putative
Exons: 2
Coding region: 1-2427 (808 amino acids)
Source: RefSeq, a predicted model, not a curated record